Sphaeramia orbicularis (orbiculate cardinalfish) is the source of this 2366-nucleotide messenger RNA. Its product is annotated as Na(+)/H(+) exchanger beta-like. NCBI's taxonomy places the organism in Eukaryota, Metazoa, Chordata, Actinopteri, Kurtiformes, Apogonidae. The record is from RefSeq and is a predicted model, not a curated record. Gene Ontology annotation, biological process: proton transmembrane transport; regulation of intracellular pH; potassium ion transmembrane transport. Gene Ontology annotation, molecular function: potassium:proton antiporter activity; sodium:proton antiporter activity. Gene Ontology annotation, cellular component: plasma membrane.
AAGGGUGUGCGUUUUGAAGGUUGUAUGAAGCUAAGCACCACUGCGGAGAAGGACCAGUCGGCUCUUGGCUUGACUACCCGACACGAGCGUCCUGAAGCCGGGGUGGAGCACAUCCCUCUCCCCCCUCCUCCACCUCCUCCUCUCAGCUACUCUGCCGGUCGGUCCCCCUCCUCUUGAGCUCAAACUCCCACCAAGGUCUUGUCCUCCGUGGAACACAGCUGUAAAUGCCGCAUACACCGACAUGAAUAACUAAAAGUUUACCUUCAUAAGACACGUCGGAAAAUGCGAUGUGACAGUUUUUGCGACUCUGCCUCAAGGUCAGUAUCCGAGCAACGACGCUUUACGUCCGAGUUUCUUGGCCAGUGGAAGACUGAAGGGGGGGGGAUGCCGCUGUGUCUGUCUUGCCUCCAGCAUCAACAAUGACAUAUUUCACCGAGCGAUAAAGCAGUCCACUCGGAGACGGACCAACUUGUAAAAAAAAAAAAAAAAAAGACUGUUGCUGUAAAAAAAACAAAAAAAAAAACAAAAACAAAAAACAACACAGUGGCUGCUCUGAAAUUCAACUCUUUCCAGUCGUUUCCUGCUUUGCUCCAUCGGCCUCCGCGGGUCCGACUGUUUACCUGGACAUUAAACGCAUCAUCACUCAAGUCAAGGAAGCUAACACCGUCUGACAACAUGCACUUUUGGUUCGGUUUAAGCUAGGUCCACCAGUUAUUCAUGUCAUUCUGGACGGUUCCCCAGUCGGUUAACCGGCGUAUGCUUUCGAAGUCACAGAAAAGUUAGCGCCUCCAACUUCCUUAAACUUCCACUGACUGUGUUUUUUUUUCUUACUUAUCGCUUGUGUUAUUAAGCGACAUGCCUUCACUGACAGAUUCAGGCGUCGGGAAGAAGAGUUUACCGGAGCGGGGGCUGCUCCUGCUGGUGGUCUGGGUGUUACUGGAGGGCUCUGUGAUCCCACUUGGGGUUGCCAGCUCUCCGGAUGUCAAACUUGAGGAAACACACGCCAACCUCACAACGGAUCAUAAGGAAAAGAAGGUUUUUCCCGUCCUGGACCUCGACUACCACCAUGUACAGACCCCCUUUGAGAUCUCAUUAUGGGUGCUGUUAGCCUCUUUGAUGAAAUUAGGGUUUCACCUGAUCCCCCGUCUGUCCAACAUUGUACCAGAGAGCUGCCUGUUGAUCACAGUGGGUUUGCUGGUGGGGGGGCUUAUCAGGCUAGCUGGAGAGAAAGUCCCACCCGUUCUGAACUCCCACUUGUUCUUCCUCUGCCUGCUGCCGCCCAUCAUCCUGGAUGCUGGCUACUUCCUGCCCAUUCGCCCCUUCAUGGAAAACCUGGGCACAAUUUUAAUGUUUGCCGUGGUGGGCACCGUGUGGAACUCCUUUUUCAUCGGGGGUCUGUUGUAUGCUGUAUGUCAGAUCACACCUGCUCCCUCCAGCCUCCACCAACUGGAACUGCUGCCUUGCCUGUUGUUCGGUUCCAUCAUAUCAGCGGUGGAUCCCGUCGCCGUGUUAGCUGUUUUUGAGGAGAUCCACAUCAAUGAACUCUUGCACAUCCUGGUGUUUGGUGAAUCACUGCUCAAUGACGCUGUCACUGUGGUGCUGUACCACCUUUUCGAGGAGUAUUCAGGCGUUGGCACGGUGACAGUGUUGGACGGCGUCCUCGGAGUCAUCUCAUUCCUGGUGGUGUCUCUUGGCGGCGUCCUAGUCGGAGCUAUCUACGGGAUCCUGGCAGCCUUCACCUCACGCUUCACCUCCCACAUACGGGUCAUCGAGCCACUUUUUGUCUUCGUGUACAGUUACAUGGCCUACCUGUCAGCGGAGAUGUUCCACCUCUCUGGCAUCAUGGCGUUGAUUGCGUGUGGGGCAGUGAUGCGACCCUAUGUGGAGGCCAACAUAUCACACAAGUCCCACACCACCAUCAAGUACUUUCUGAAGAUGUGGAGCAGCGUCAGUGAGACCCUGAUUUUCAUCUUUUUGGGUGUAGCUACAGUCGACGGAGACCAUUCCUGGAACUGGACCUUCGUCACCGUCACCGUCAUUCUGUGCCUGGUGGCACGGGUCAUAGGCGUGGUCGGUCUGACCUAUGUGAUCAACAAAUUCCGGAUUGUCAAACUCACCACCAAGGACCAGUUCAUCAUAGCCUACGGUGGUUUGCGAGGGGCCAUCGCCUUCUCCCUGGGCUUCCUGCUGGACAGGGAUGUUUUCCCAAAGAGAGACCUGUUUCUUACUGCCAUCAUCACUGUUAUCUUCUUCACCGUCUUCGUUCAGGGCAUGACCAUCAACCCCUGGUGGAGUGUUGGCAGUGAAAAAGAAACAGGAGGCCAAACGCUCGAUUAAUGAGGAGAUCCACACACAGGUACAGCCUU